GGUUACUUGUUUGACCAAUGGGGUUUGCCGUACCGGCCCCAGGGGCCAAGAGCGCUGACCUGCAGCGAGAAAGACAAUAUGGUUGUGUUUAGACCCUGGAUCAGCUGGGCGUACACCGGGUAACUAGAGGCACAGGCGGCUCCUGCCAGUUUGGUUCCACUGUGAUGCAGUCGGAAUAGAGCGGAAACUGUACUAAAAUUCAAAAGUUCGUGCAAAAAUCGGUGACGGAAGACGACAGUCCUACCAGAGAUUGAGUGUGCACCAGUAUUCAUUAUCAGUGGUUCUGACAAUGUUACCCGACCAGUCGGAGUAAUCGUUGAUCAUCGGACUGUCCCUCCAGGGGUUUCGUGCUUUUGUCUGACAACAUUGUUGUCACACAACUUAUCAACCGGUUCGAGCCGGUUUGGGUUGACAUCAGUACACCUGAAUAUUGAGGAAAGCAGGUACAAGAGUAGAACUUAAAGCAGUUUUUGGUGUGCAGUUUGACAAGUUCGUUGUGUAUAUGUUUGAGUGGGUAUCAAAUCUCGCACGUUCGUGGACAACGGGAGACCUACACUGAGUGGACCCAGACUAUGUGUUUCAAGGCGCCCUCGGUCGAAGCAGUGCGACGCCGUCGGCACUUUUUGCUGUGUUCCUCCAUUCUUCAGAUCGUGUUGUUCUCAGGAAUUCUCCUGGGUUGGGCAAAUCUCCUACCUGUGCUGAGACAGGAAGGUGUUUUCUCUCACCUGUGUGACCAAGAUGGCGCCAAUCCCACUGAAGACCGUCGCGCAAGGCCAAGCUAUCAGGCGUACAAAACACCUGCAAACAAGAACUCACAAAAUACAUUCCCCCCCAGUGCAGAACCUAAAUUCACGAGAGAACGGCAGCAACUGUACCUGAGCGAGGAGACAUUGCUCACCGUGACUGAGCCAACUGCCGGCCAACUAACAAACAAGAAGGUCAUAGUGCCUGACGAAUUUCUAGACGGAAACUCCGAAAUUUUGGAGGAAAACGCGUCUCAGAAAUGGAAAUGGCGAGGGGUUAGAUAUAGGCCGAGGCUCGAAUCGUCGACAACAGAAAUACAGACUGUCCGAGAGGGACGCUCUGCGGUCCACAACAGAACGGAUGGGACGGUGACUACCUGUUCGGCUCAAGAGGGACAACUCAGCCUAGCCUACACACUAGGGUCCUUCCUUCUGUCCGGUGCUACCCUACCAGGUGGCAUCAUCUUGGACAGGUUUGGAGCAAGGAAAACACAGAUCUUCUGCAGUAUCCUGUACGGGCUGUCGACUCUAUGUUUUGCCUUUACGACACAGGAAACUCCGCACUUUUUAUUUCUCGCCACGUCACUCAGCGGCGCUGUUGCCCUGACCAUUCUUGUUGCACAACUACAGGUGGCUAACUUGUACAGUCAGAACAGAGCCCUGGUCCUCGGGACGUUCAGUGGCCUUUUUGCGAGUUCAUGCACUGUGUUCUUCAUCUUUUCGAAACUGUACGAGCGAGGGUUCGACAUCCAUGUCAUGUUCUACCUGUGGACGGGUGGGGCCGUGGUGCAGUUUCUCAGUGCCAUCUUCCUGACGCCAGACGACCCCAUUCUCCCACCGGCGCGGGGGUCGGACGACUCGUCGUCCGGAGAAUCGUACUCCAGUGGGUCGUCGGAAAAGUCGUCGUCGAACGAUGUAUUUAGAAAGGGCUCCAAGGAUCAGUGGUUGACCACCGAAGUGCAGACCGAGCCCAGUGCCAGGUCCCUGUACCUCUCUCCAGACUACAUAUGGCUGCUGGUUUGGCUCUCCAUCUUGCAGCUUAAGUUUUUCUUCAUGGUCGCCAUUUUGAACCAACAACUCAACGUCCUGUCGGAAGACGACGGCUCAUCAGUGAAUUGGUACCUGAGCUGCUUCGCCAUCGUUCAAGGCGCAGGGCUCCCCUUCUCGCCUCUGGCUGGUUGGGUCAUGGACCGGGGCUGCAAGAAACCAAUAGCGGCGCCUAGCUUUUUGGUGAUGUACUACAGGAUACAAAACAUCGGUCAUCGGUUGGCCCUGCACCAAGACAGCAACAGUAACUACAACUUCAACUUGGUGUACAGCCUUAAACACGACAGGAGAGCUCUGGAGCUUCAACUGCCAGAUGAGCACGUGGAUCAAAAGGACCAGUCCAGAAGAAUAAAGAAUUGUGCAGUUUCCAGUCUCGUCACAUGUUGUUUAGGCCUUGUUCUGUGUAUUGCAGACGUCAUUCCAGUCAUGCAAGUCCAGAUCCUGGGGUUCGUGGCUUUAAUUGGCCUAAGAGGAUUUCUGUAUUCUACGUACACCGCGUACAUCACAAUCAUUUUCCCGCCAUCUCAUCACGGCCGGCUGAUGGGUGUAGGGUACGUGGUCGCUGCAGUGGUGGACCUGCUGAUGUACCCAGCAUUCCUGCUGAUGGAGGGGGCCCUGAAGGGGGACCCGUUCUAUAUCAAUGUUGUGCUGCUGCUGCUAUCCCUGGUGGCCUUUGGGUUGCCGGUGUACCUUGCGCGGAAAUGUCGACGGUCAGCUCAUGGCAAUCAUUUACUGACGUUGCUACCCACGCCAUCCAAAGUGUGAUACAAAAUAGCCUCCUGAGAUGAAAAUGUCGAUGAAAGUUGUAAAUAUGUGCUAGCAGUUUUGGAGACGUAUAGGCCCACAGGGUAAAGAAAUCUUGUUUUCCUCGACCGAUGUCUACCGCAUAUUCACAUUAAGUCGCUGCUACCCUCCGCCAGCCAAAGUGUGAUUCAAUUAUAUUCUACGGGAAUGCAGAAGACGAUAAAACAUGUAAAUAUGUUAGCAGUUUGGGGAAUGUAAAAAUACACUUGUAGAAUUCAGUCCUCUCCUUGGUUCAUAUUAGCGAGGUGGCGCUUUUAUACCUAGAACAAUAAAAGCCAGUAUCUUAUAGCUUUGGUAGAUAUUUUGUAAAGAUGGUUAUGAUGCAAUGUAGCAAGGACUGUAACUGUUUGCUUGGAUCACUCAGGAAAUAUGAGAUUCCUUGUCAACAUGUCCGAAAAGAUGAACCACUGUGCAGAUAAAGAUAUGAAUCAUAUCAAACCAUCCGAAAUAUUGUCAGAAGCAAACCGCUUGAAUACGGACAGACUGCUCAUAUGCUACAUCGGUGCUACGUGUAUCAUUUAGCCAGUGUAUCUAAUGAUCUGAUGAUUGUUUUUUACAAACAAUGCCUUAAUGCUUCGUCAGAAGCCAGUAGUGAGGAAUCCCUAUCCACGGGCCAGUCUUCUUGUAUAUUUUGCAGUCCAUAGCGAUUAUCUCUCAAGUCUCAAAUAAUUGUGUUUGUUGCUUAUAAAUGUAUAUUCACUGGUCAUCAAAGUUGAGUAAAUUCGUACAGCGCAACUGUAUCAGUUGUAUCCGCUUUCUGUCAGCUGUAAAUAGUUCUGUGGCAGGUUUUAAUUGUUGUUUUUCCCGUGGAAAGUCACACUUAAAGUAUGGAAGUACCCGAAAUGGAGUGUGGUAUCCAAAUGGCACGGUGUGGAUGUUGUCUGAUUUACAUUGUGCAGGUUUUUAUAUUUUCCAUUACCAUGUAAUGUUUAUUUUACAGGUUGUAUUUACGAGUCGAUCCAAGAGACAAUUGUGUUUGUGACGCUAUGUCACGGGGUACAACUACGUAUACGUCAUCAAAAUGGCGACAGCGGUUGUAGGUCGUCCACUAUGUCAUAUUUUCAUAUCUUACUGUCCUUCAGAGAGGCUGGCAUGAAACAUGACGUAGCUUGAUAGGUGGUAGUCUUUUUUGUUAUCUCAGGAUCAGCUAAAGCCAACAAUUAUCGUCAUUGUCGUCAAACUAUUUUUGGUAAUUAAUGCUUUGAAUGUAUGAUGUCGCCACUUUACAACCGACGUUCCUAUCAGACAUUUCGACAUCAAGACAUGGCGAUAAUUUCUUUCUUCAAAUGACCCUCACAUACUCUACCACCUCGCAUGCUAGGUUAGUUUAUGCUAGGUUACACAUAGACACCCAUGUGGACGACCAACUACCACGCACUGGUCGGCUCCGCCAGUUUGAUGACGUAUGUACCCGUAUCAACUACUAUAGUCGUACUGACCAACGUCGUGCAAUGAACUAUCAUGGGACCACAGUGGAAUAUGUACUGAGUUGAGACGAUGUACUUGCCUGGAUAUAUCAGCAACUUAAGUGUACUUGUAUCUGAUUACAAAGAUGUUAUACAUUGGUAUUAGGCACAGCUUCAAACGCGUGCAGAAGAAAGAAGUUGAAUUUUGAUUGAAUGAUUGAUCCUAGUCUAGUGAUAUUUCUUUCUAGACUCUGAUUCGUUAUGUAUGUAAAAUGUUCAUAUGUGAUUUCGCAGAGAUGGAAUAUAGUCACAUAGCGUGGAUAUUGGUGGAAAAAUGAAUUGUGUAACAGGUUUAAAGUUAUUACCGGCUUUUACGUGAAACACAGCAAUGGGCAUCUUAUAUGAGGUGAAAAUAAAACAUAUGAUUGCUUCUG
Messenger RNA from Branchiostoma floridae (Florida lancelet), 4434 nucleotides. RefSeq names its product solute carrier family 43 member 3-like. The record is from RefSeq and is a predicted model, not a curated record. The transcript has 12 exons. Bases 573 to 2555 code for a protein of 660 amino acids. Gene Ontology annotation, biological process: transmembrane transport. Lineage: Eukaryota; Metazoa; Chordata; Leptocardii; Amphioxiformes; Branchiostomatidae. Gene Ontology annotation, molecular function: transmembrane transporter activity.